AUGGCUACCGGAAGGACAGUCUUCAAGUCGUACAACCGUCACAGGAUCAUCGGGGACGCAUCGAGAGGAGAGUUCAACUUAGAGAUCAGACGUGUUAGUUUGGAGGAUGGAGGAGGGUACAGAUGCACGGCACCGUCUGUUGAUGCAUCGGGUGAUGCAGUCAUGACGGUCAUUGAUCCAAUGCCCGGACCCCCUGAACUGACAGGUGGGGAAUACCCCGUCACCGCCGGAAGUGAGCUGAUGCUGAGAUGCAGAUCAAGGGGAGGACAUCCGGUACCAACGCUUAGCUGGUACAACGGUACUCACCUGCAGAAAUCUACGAAUGUCAAACUCGACGUGGAUGGAGGACAGGUCAGCGCAAAUCUCGCGAUAUCUCGCGUGGAGAAGUGGGACAACGGCGUGAACAUGACGUGUGUGGCCGACCAGGGGUUCCCCAAACUAGUUCAACCAAGGGCGGCGUCGAGAACCAUCCGCGUUAAUUAUCCACCCAGCGUGCUCGUGCCUGAACCAUCUGUUCACGUCAUCGAAGGAGCGACUGCCAAUCUGACAUGCGCAGUGGACAGCAAUCCCUCGGCCAUUGUGAGUUGGCGACGUCAUGGCGACCCUUUGCCGCUAAAAGGUCUUGAGAGUGGCCCAAGUUUCCUCCUUUCCAAGGUUUCCCGUCAGGACGCCGGUGUGUACCAGUGUACGGCAUACAACAGCGUGGCUCCGCCGGGGUACGGGACUGUCACGCUGGAUGUACUCUAUCCACCAUGGAUUGACCCCGCCAUGGAUGAAAAGGUCACGGUUCUGAACGCGCAAGACGAUUUCACUCUGGAAUGCCUUGCGGAAGGCAAUCCUAAGCCGACGGUAAAGUGGCGGCGGAAGGAUACAAGCCUGUACUGGGAAAACCCUCUCCGUUUCCACCGUGUGCGAUAUGACGUGCAGGGGACCUACGAGUGUAUAGCAGCAAGUCCGGGAUUCAAAGAGGUCAAGAGACAAACAUUCAUUGAUGUUGUCGGAAAACCACACAUUCGCGGGUCUCCUUCCACCACAGCAACGGUUGCUAAGGGUGGGGCUAUACGGUUAGUCUGUGACGCGGUCGCGGAUCCUCUUCCAAACCGCAUCAAAUGGGUCCUACAGAACAACCAAGGGAUAGAGAAAGAUCUCAGUACUGUCGAUGAAGACGUGGAAAUCAUUGAGACGAAAUCUGACCAAGAAAUAUCAUCCUCUAUCACUGUGAAAAACGUUGUGAGUGACCGGGAGGGGACGUAUUUGUGCAAGGGCACUAACAUGUUUGGGACGGCACACAGAGAAAUACAAGUAGAUCUGACAGCUUCUCAGCAGCCCAUGACAAUCAUAGUGGUGUCUGUACUGGCUGUGGUGGUGCUGGUAGCGAUGCUGACUCUAUCCUUCAUCAUAGCCGUGAGGAAGGGGUGGAUAUGUGAGCAGAAGUUCUCAGGUAAGUAG
Molecule: messenger RNA, 1449 nt
Organism: Branchiostoma floridae (Florida lancelet)
Lineage: Eukaryota; Metazoa; Chordata; Leptocardii; Amphioxiformes; Branchiostomatidae
Product: hemicentin-2-like
Exons: 8
Coding region: 1-1449 (482 amino acids)
Biological process (GO): cell-cell adhesion
Cellular component (GO): cell-cell junction
Molecular function (GO): cell adhesion molecule binding
Source: RefSeq, a predicted model, not a curated record